Scatophagus argus is the source of this 3722-nucleotide messenger RNA. It is a transcript of the gene tlcd5a, whose product is annotated as TLC domain containing 5a. NCBI's taxonomy places the organism in Eukaryota, Metazoa, Chordata, Actinopteri, Scatophagidae. The transcript is spliced from 3 exons. The record is from RefSeq and is a predicted model, not a curated record. Gene Ontology annotation, cellular component: membrane. The coding region runs from base 1156 to 1911 and encodes 251 amino acids.
CGUCAGGAACGUGUUACAGUCACAUUGUAAAACGGUUUAGCACUUUAACGUUAGCUUGCUACCGGUUAGUUUGCUGUGUGAUCCUGCUAGCUAACUGUGCUGUUUAGCCGAUGUGAGAGCAUCCUCUUCAAUGAAGGAUAAACUCUGAUACUCUUUCUCUCUCAGUUUAAGGACUACGUAGCUUAGUUUAGAAAGGAAAUAAACAUCAACGGUAACAUUAAUCCAGCCAGCAAGUAGCCAAGUGUCUUUAAUGUGCUCCUGUCAGGUUUCCUGCAGGAACGUAAAUAAAAUGUAAUAAACGUACAUCUUUAGUUUUGCGCAUCCUAGAGACGAAAAAACUACCUUUCCUUGUUUCAUUCAAAAAGCUUCGAGUGUUUCAUCUGUAUAUAUGAGAUUAUUUGUAUCCAUUUAACACAAGUGCUGUAGCCCAGUAGAAUACAGAUUCAGAAUAAAUUGCAUCUUUUGGGUCUAUUUUUGCUGCUAUGCGAAGACAUUUAUUCUUCUUCCUCUUGUUUUUGUUUUGUGUUGUUUUGUUUUGGAAGUGUUUGGAAGUGUGUUAAAUAUCGUUUUUUUAUGACAAAAUAAAAAGAAAACAAACAUAACAGGGCAGCAAUUAUAAUAUAUAUUUAGGGGCAUUUCCCCUAAUAUUGAUAUAUGAUCAAUAUUCUACCAAGUUUAUAUAUAUAUAUAUAUAUAUAAAUAGUUAUAAAUAAGAUAAACCCUACACCCACUUGUUACACCACAGCUUUACCUUCCCUUGCCACCCUGACAUCCAUAUGCAAACAGUUAAUUUUGCUGCUUAUCACCACUGCGAUUACAGCAAUACAUUUUAAGUUUAUUUAGAAUGUCAUUUAAUGUCUGCUAAGAGAACCUUUCUCUCUCUCAUGAGAAAUAUCUGAUGCCCAACACCCAGCAACCUCUUGUCUAGUUUUGAAACUUGCUUGAAGAGACUCGAGUGUACAUCUUGUUCCAGUCCAGUGAGUGUGGGCUUGUCCAUCUGCAUGGUAUCACAUCCUAGUGCGAACGUCACAGCAGUAGAAGAGACGUCCCCCUCACCCCACCAGACCCUCGGCCUACCAACUAUAGUGCUAUUAUAGUUCCAGCAAAGGCUAAUUGUUGGUCACUUACAAAGGAUUGCACAGUCCAUGUCUUUGGAUGGUAACGCUGUCUUUUUCUACUAAGAUGGCACUGCUUGUGGUUGGUGCACUCCUGUGCCUGUCCUGUUGGGUCUCUUUCUACUUUAUUUUGUGUAAUAUCAACGGGAGCAGGAGCUACGAGUGGAACUGCCGCCUUGUCACCCUGGUACAUGGCAUCCUGGCAGUGUGCAUCACAGCAUACAUAGGCUAUGUAGAUGGACCCUGGCCUUUCACUUAUCCAGGUACUAAGAACACAGCUCUACAGAUAAGUGCCAUGUUGCUGAGCCUUGGCUACUUUAUUUUUGAUAUGGCCUGGUGUGUGUACUUCCGCACAGAGGGACCCGUUAUGCUGGCCCACCACACCAUGAGCAUCCUGGGAAUCCUGUGCACCCUGUGGUUGGGUGAGUCUGGCAUCGAGGGCUGCGCGGUCCUCUUUGGCAGUGAAAUCACCAACCCCCUACUUCAGGCACGCUGGUUCCUGAAACAGACGGGACAUUACGGGACGUGGCUUGGGGACGUUGUGGACGUCCUGUUUGUGCUGCUGUUUGUGGUGAUGAGAAUCUUUGUAGGAGGCACAAUGCUGUACUGUGAGCUGAUCUCCCCAAGACCUAGAUUCUUUAUCAAGUGUGGGGGAGUGGCCAUGUACGCUCUGUCUUGGGUGUUUAUGGUGGAUAUUGUUCGAUUUGCCAUUCGGAAGAGCAAGAACUGGCACAAACAGCAGAGAGACCAACAAGAGACACUUGCAGCAAAUGGUCAUGAAGGGAAGAAGGACUGAUCGUCUUGUGUUUCACUGAAGGAAAUCAAUUUAUAUCUUGUCUGUGUUUUUCACUUUGGACGUGCAAGGCAACGAAAAUCAACUUUUGUAUGUUAAACUGAGGUUUAAAAAAGUAUAUUUCAAACUUAUAGUUUCGGCGUCAGGAAAUAUCCCGUAGCACCUGUCUGUAAGAUCCAAGGCUUGUGCAUUGUGGGGAAAAAAGUGUAGUCAGACAGUUUUAUGCAGUUAUUGCAGUUGAACACAUGGAGGAUGUUUGUGCAAAAUGUGCAGUUAACAAACAGCACCGAUGUAGUUUAUGUCACUGGAAACCAAAGCACUUUGUACAAACACAUGAACAAAUGUGUCUUUUAGUUGCAGUGAACUGUGGCCUAGUCAUAAGUGGUGGUGUUGCUCCAAAGGAAAGCUCAAUAUUAGGAAAGAAAUUGUUUACAUGUAAUGUCCAAGGUCCUUGUGAAACAUUAUUAGUCAUAUUCAAAAGUUGUUUUCCUUGUAGUCCGGGGUUUUUUUUUUGACACUUGUGAGAUUUCAAGGGUUGAGGGUAUACUCAGGGAAUGAAGUCAUACCAGAAAGUUGAGGUCAGUUCCAGAGAAACGUAUGUGAUCUGUUUGAUUACUUAGUUUAAUAUACUGUAGUUUAUAGUAAUUCAUCUAAGCUUUUGCCAGCUGUCUGAAAUCGUACUGCAAAACCUGCCCAAGACAUUUCAUUCAUGUAAAGAUACGUUGAAAGGAAGCUCUCAGCUACAUAGGUCUACACUGGCAAUUUCUGGAUAUCCAUGAAUGUGUUCAAAUGUUUGGUUAUUUUGUAUCUUAAGUUACUUGAAGUCUUUGAUUUCACUGUAUCAACUGUGUGAACAUAGACCAGCCUAACAUACUUUAAUCUUCCAGAUAAAGUCAGACACAAGACCUAUUGUCUGUACUGAUAGCUCCCAAUUCUUGUCGUUUGCUGGAGUGAUGCUUUUAGUCACUCAGAGAUCUUGUCAGGCAAGAUUUGACAAUUCACUUUGAUUUAUUACGAGCUAUCUGUGCAGUGUGCUGAUCGUAUGUCUGAUUUCUGCACACUUUUUUUUUUUUUUUUUACUUUAGUUUGUACAUUCUCUGCACAUUUAAUCUUUAUACAGCACAAGCCAGUGACACACACAACUAAGGCUGGGCAAUGGUUGAUCAUCACCGAUUGACUUUCAGUAAAUCAUACCAAGAUUAAAAUAAUCAUGUCAGGUUAUAAUUUUAUAAUAAUUCUGAAUUUUAGUAUUUUACGUGUGAUUUUACCUACCUUUGCCAUAAUGUGAUAUUAAUUGUAAGAGAAUUAUUAAUCUUAAUAUUGUGAUAUUGAUUUCAGCCAUAUUGUCCAAUGUCCACACCCAAGACACACAUGCAUCAUGGGAUGACGGCAGGUGACUUGUUAUGUGUAGAGCAUAUCAUGUUCAUCAUAUCAAGUCCACCCCAUAACAUGACUUUGUCCAUGCCGAGAAAAUUACCAAACUACCAGCUUUUAUCUUUGUGCUAUAAUGUUCUUAUUAUGACCACAUCUUGUUAUUUUAGUGCACAUUGAUUUUUGAAGUAAUGUGCUCAAAAAUGCGUCAUCUGUUUGUUUUGCUAUUUAUAUCUGACUGUUAUUGAAUGUCCGUUUACCUGGAUGCUACUGUUGAAAAUCCUGUGAGCAUCACCUUUAUAUCCAAAACGGGAUAAAUCUAACUGGUGCGUGCCUUAGUUAUCUGAACAUAUUUUCCUAAUUUUUUCGUUUGGUUUUUGUCUUGUGCUGUUCUGUGAACCCUCCAGCAGAUGUUUAGGAGUAAUAAAGAACUAUUUCCAGUU